AUUUUUUAUAUUAAAUAUGUUAGAAAAAAGGCGGCAUCGAUACGUGAUCAUGAUGUAAAUAUUGUGCAAUGUACAUGUAAAUAAUUAUAUAUAUAGACUACGCAUAGUUGUGAUUCAGCCCAUAAUAUAAUUAUAUACAUAUUUUUUUUGCAGUCGCAUCGGAUUGUUGACGGUAGUAUUUAUUUUUCUUACAGUAAGAUUGCCUGCUCUAUUUACAGUGUAUCCACUAUCCAGAAGGGAUUUAUUCGGUAGGUGUCGUGUCGAGUCUUUCUGGAAAGCCCCUUUCACCUUUACAAUAUACAAUACAAUAACUUUCAAUAAGCACGUGUCAGAGAUUGACAACAGCACAAUGGCUAUUGACCAAGUGCUUAUGCAUAUCAACACGCAGAAACCCUCAGGCAGACCACGUAGUCCUAAACAUAAUUCUACUUGCAGUAUCUCUUUCGAUGUCAUAUCCGUUCUCGAUGCAUCGUGCAUAGUUGAGCUAGACCCAAUGGCGCACACUCCUCCCCACACGCCUAGUGAAACAAACAUAAGGGUCUCAUUCAGCACGCUUGUAGAUGAAAAACAUACGUUUGGACGCGAAGAAUACGACCGAUCAGCUGUAGCAUCCGUUUCGAGUUACUUCCAACUUAUGUCGGCGCACAGAGAAGUACAGAACUUCAAAAACUUCGAGAUGGCGUUGGGGAGUGAAAAGUGCAACUGCGAAGCAAAACAAUUGCGAAAACCGUUGAAACGCACACGUUUAACAGAUGGCCGUCAACAUAUUGACUUCUUUGGCGCUACCUCGUAUACGUUUUGUUUGGGUCCUGUAGAGUGCAAAUUUGCGAAGGCUAAAUGUGAGUGUGAAAACUCUGCUAAAGAGGAAGAUAAGAAUAUCCCUCAUGUACCCUUGACAAUGGGAUACUCCAGUACCACGGAUUUGACUGUGAUGAGGGAUAGUUUCAGGCAAAGGAGAUGCAGCCGCAUAGAGAGUGACGAGGGGUUGUCUAUUCAUACUGGGUUACACACGAGUUGCUCCAGUCGGAGUGAAUGCUAGUGGAUAUAGAAGGGUAUUGCACCGACGUAGCGAUUAAACAAUUGUAUUGGUAUCCAGAGUUAGAUGUGCAAAUAGUAAAGAAUCAAUUGUAAUGGUAAUUGGAAAAGUCACGCGAGUAUUAGUUAAACAACUAUUGGUAUUUAAAUUGUUUGGUGUUUAUACAUUGUGUGCAAGUGAUUCUAGAUAUAUGUAUUGGAGUGAUAUCAAAUGUCAGGGCCAACAAAUGAUAGUUUUUAAAAAAGGGUUCGGUUUGUGCAAGGAACUAAUGAUAAAACAUUCGUACACGCUUAAUAAUUGAAAUACCAAUACAAAUGUUUAUCAGUACGUAUUGUAUUUCAGAUCAUUUGCUAGGAACCACUUUAAUACACAAAGCACAUACGCCAGAUAAUCAUCAAGCGUAUGUGCUUUGCGUGAAUUACUUUCAAGUGAACGUGUUGAAAUACAAUACCGACGGUGGCACACGUUAUGCUCGAGAGAGUAUGUGACCAUAAUGUGCACAAAUGAUUCUUAUUUCUCUUCGGAAUGACUCUGCGAUAUAUGUAGUACUAGAACGACCUGUUGUAUUUGUUUGAUGUCGGCUAACUAAUUAUUGAAGAUCUUCAACUGUGGUAUCACGGGUUACGCUUCUCUUAAUAUUACUAUAAAAACUUGUACUAUAAAAUAUCGCCUAAUAAUCGACCUCCAAUUCUAUAGGACAAUCUCCCUGUUUGGUC
Messenger RNA from Sphaeroforma arctica JP610, 1752 nucleotides. RefSeq lists its product as hypothetical. The coding region runs from base 350 to 1039 and encodes 229 amino acids. The transcript has a single exon. NCBI's taxonomy places the organism in Eukaryota, Ichthyosporea, Ichthyophonida. The record is from RefSeq and is a predicted model, not a curated record.